AAAGGUCUGCCAGCUGUCCUACGAGUUAGUGUGGGCUGCCGUGUGAUGCUGAAGUUGAACCUGUGGGUCAGCGUUGGCUUGGUUAAUGGAGCCACCGGAACAGUCGAUAAGGUUGUUUACGAACUAGAUAGCAGGCCUCCAGCACUACCGAUUGCCAUUUUCGUGCGGUUCGACAAAUACCAUGGACCUGGUUUUCCUGGAUUAGAAAACUGCGUUCCGAUAAAACCAGUAACGAAAUCCUGGUCAAACGUUGACUGUCCGGAGUUCAAGUCAAAUAAGCAGCACUGCUGCAGUCGGACCGCCAUUCCAUUGGUUCAGGCCGAUGCUGUGACCAUCCAUUCUAGCCAAGGCCGUACUAUGGAGAAGACGGUGGUUGAUCUGGGCAAAAAGGAGUUCGCUCCCAGCCUCGGUUUUACCGGUUCCUUACGCACUCGCCGAUUAUCGGAUUUAGCCUACGGAAAGACAUUCGAUUUUAAAAGAAUUCAAUUUUCUGGCUCAAGGGUAAUAGCUGACCGCCUCAAGGAGGAAGCCAGAUUGGAAUCUUUAGCGAAAUCAACAUUUUGCAAUGGUGAAACAGCAUACAACACCGAACAGGCGGAGAUGGAAAGAAGUAACCCGCAAGAAGGAUCCGACCGUCAAGAGGAGAAAAACGAAAGAAGACUGGCAAUCUGGAGCGCGUUCUUGAAUAAAACGCUGGCCGAUAGAAGAUUGACACUUGUCAAUGUCGCGGGCGAUAGCAACUGCUUUUAUCGUGCCUUGUCGUUUGCAUUAUAUGGAACCGAAGAUCGGCACCUUGGAGUUCGCACAAGUAUUCUUGAGUUUCAUGUCACGUACUGAAAACUUCCCUUUUCUAAAGGAGCGGUGUCCAGAUUUAACCAGGGAGAGAUUGUUGUUUCUCUUAAACGAAAUGCUCGAAGCAAAUACGUGGGCUGGUGCCGAGCAAUUGGUACCAGCUCCUGAAGCUCUGAACUGCAGUAUUACUUUUAUUUUUCCGCAUAAUGUUUGGAAUUUCGGUGAAAAUCAGUCUCAGAAAUCUGUGUGUUUAGUUUAUGAUGGAAUUUCUCAUUAUAUGACUGCGGUAUC
Messenger RNA from Paramacrobiotus metropolitanus, 1083 nucleotides. RefSeq lists its product as uncharacterized. NCBI's taxonomy places the organism in Eukaryota, Metazoa, Tardigrada, Eutardigrada, Parachela, Macrobiotidae. The transcript has 2 exons. The record is from RefSeq and is a predicted model, not a curated record. Bases 46 to 837 code for a protein of 263 amino acids.